UGCCCAGAAAAAUUCCAAUGAUAAAUAAUACGUCAAAUUUAUGCCGAUAACGAAAGCAGCGUACAUUCAACAAAGAAUUUAGUAAAGAAAACAUAUUUGAGAAGCAAUUGUCAGCGAUUGAUAUCUCUCUAGAUGCAAGUGACAAAAACUAAUAUCAACUCCAAUACUGAACCUAUAGACAUUUUUGUCUAUGAAGAGUAGUCUAAAAUAAUGUACAUAUGCUUAUAUGUAAACACCUACUAAAUGCCAUCGUUAAAACACGUCGAGAAUAUAUAAUAUUUUAGUGGAUAAAUAAAAUAUUGGGCAGUUUCGCUGGAGCAGCACCGAAAAAAUGCCACUGUUCGGCAAAAAGGAUUCUAGCAAAAAGAUGAAAAAGGACAACAAAGAGCUUAAUAAACAGACAUCUAUAGAAGAAAAGUAUAACCUGCAUGGAUUGCUUGGGACUGGCGCAUUUUCCGAGGUACGGCUGGCCGAAAGCAAGGAAAACCCCGGUGAGCAUUUUGCUGUUAAAAUCAUCGAUAAAAAAGCGUUAAAAGGAAAAGAGGAAUCGCUGGAAAAUGAAAUUCGGGUUCUUAGAAGGUUCAGUGCCAAUGAUCCCGAUAACGGAGCGCGAUUAACGCAUCCAAAUAUCGUACAACUCUUGGAGACCUUUGAAGACAAGUCGAAAGUUUACUUGGUCAUGGAAUUAGUAACUGGUGGCGAACUAUUUGAUCGCAUUGUUGAGAAAGGUUCAUAUACCGAAAAAGAUGCAUCUGGUCUUAUAAGACAAAUUCUUGAAGCCGUAGACUAUAUGCAUGAGCAAGGUGUGGUGCAUAGAGAUCUGAAGCCAGAAAACCUUCUUUACUACAGCCCGGAUGACGGUAGUAAAAUUAUGAUAAGCGAUUUUGGUUUGUCGAAAAUGGAGGAUUCAGGUAUAAUGGCUACAGCAUGUGGUACUCCUGGUUACGUAGCUCCAGAAGUCUUGGCACAAAAACCGUAUGGAAAAGCAGUCGAUGUUUGGAGCAUAGGAGUUAUAUCAUAUAUAUUACUCUGUGGCUAUCCACCGUUUUAUGAUGAAAAUGAUGCCAACUUAUUUGCCCAAAUUUUAAAAGGAGAGUUUGAGUUCGACUCACCGUACUGGGAUGAAAUAAGCGAGUCAGCAAAACAUUUUAUACAAAAUUUAAUGUGCGUAAAUGUGGAAAAACGUUACACCUGCAAGCAAGCCUUAGCACACCCUUGGAUUUCUGGCAAUGCUGCGAGUAAUAAAAAUAUUCAUGGCACCGUCUCUGAGCAACUUAAGAAGAACUUCGCCAAAUCACGUUGGAAACAAGCAUAUUAUGCCGCAACCGUUAUUCGACAAAUGCAGCGCAUGGCGUUAAGUAGUAACAGUAAUAGUACAGGUGGCAGUGGAGAUAGAAGUAAAAUUAAUCUGCUAUCAAAGGAAAGUACACAAGUAGACAGCAACAGUUGUGUAGAAUCUGAAGUAGCUGAAAGCUCUGCCAGUCAUCAUGGCGAGGAAGGAAGUUGUACUGAUAAUACUACCGCUACCAACAUAAGCUGCGGUGCUAAAUCAACGACGUCAGCUGAUAACAAACCAGCAACUGUCAUAGCAGGUGGGGAUAACCAACCGACCAACAGUAGUAAAAGCAACUCACCUGCUUGUGUGAAUGGUAGUGAACAAAACAAGUAAGCAUAUUCAUAUAAGAUGCGAAAAAAUACAAUCAGUCAAAAUGGACUAGAAAUUGUUUAUAAAUAUGUAUAUGGGACGUUCCACGUCAAGCGAAACAGGGCUCUUCCCAGAAUUCACGUUAAUUUAUUUUAAUGAUCGUGGGCUUAAAAUUUUUGUUAUUGAUCGUCCUUGAUGGGUCAAUAUGAUCUUUUGGAAAUCUUCAAAAUGUCGGCUCAACAUGACAGCGGGAAGCCUGAGAAAAAUCGAGUUCUUGAAUUAAAACACCUGUUAAACGAAAAAUUCAA
Molecule: messenger RNA, 1953 nt
Organism: Rhagoletis zephyria (snowberry fruit fly)
Lineage: Eukaryota; Metazoa; Arthropoda; Insecta; Diptera; Tephritidae
Gene: CaMKI
Product: Calcium/calmodulin-dependent protein kinase I
Biological process (GO): protein phosphorylation
Molecular function (GO): ATP binding; protein kinase activity
Source: RefSeq, a predicted model, not a curated record